GGACACGGACCAUAGGAGAAACGGAAGACCCCCACUAUGGCAUGUCUCUGUGGACUAAAGACUAAACCAACUAGCGGCCAAGAGCUUCUCGAACAUACGCGAACACAUUUCAUCACGCGUCAAGCACCCCACGGUCCACGUCUGUCCAACCUCUCCGUCCGUGACAUUUGACCGAAAAGGCGAGUCCGGAACCGAUUCGCGCGUGCCAUCCGCAGAGCCGCGCAAAUGCGACACUUUGGCCCAUGACGGAUCUGCUGCAGGUGCUGCCUGACUUCGACGCGAAACCUUACACCCAUUUGCUGCCCUCGCUCGACAAGGCCCUGAUCACCUCUAAUGACCUGCUUACCCUUGACGCGGCCGACGUUGCCAAACGCGCCCAGCUGCCGGCGGCAGAGGUGAGGAAACUAGCAGAUGCCGUGAUAGCUGCUCUACACCACCAGCUGGGUUUCGGCGGAGAGGAAGCAGUCGGCAAUUCCUUCCUUUCCGCAUCGGGUAACCCGGACACGACCGAACAUGGCUGGACUUGUAUAAGCACCUUGGAUCAAGAGCUGGACGCUGCCUUGGGUGGAGGCAUACCGCGCGGGUACCUGGUAGAGGUCACCGGUGAGAGUGGUGCCGGUAAAACGCAACUACUCCUUACCUUGCUGCUAGCCUCACAAUUACCGCCUCCCCAAGGUCUUGCCAAAUCGGCAGUCUACAUAUCUACCGAGGCAAUACUAUCCACGACCCGUCUCGCCCAGCUGCUAUCCUCCCAUCCGGCCCUCGCUCCAUUGCCCGCCGACCAGAAGCCCUCACUAUCGCGCGUGUUGAGCAUACAGACCCCAGAUCUCGAAUCACAGGAGCACAUACUGCGCUACCAGCUGCCCGUAGCCAUCGAGAAGCAUGACAUCGGCCUUGUCAUCUUGGAUUCUGUGGCCGCCAACUACCGCGCUGAGUUUGAGAAGCAGGGUGCAGGGAAUGGAGCUGCGGCUAUGGCUAGACGAGGCACACAGCUUGUACAGCUAGCCAACCAAGUUGCCGACCGAUUCACAAAGCCGCCGUCUGCUGUAUCCUCUAAUACUGCUUCAAGAACAGCAUCUACCAACAGCCAAGGCACUGUCCGUACAACAUCAAACAACAGCCAAGGAGACAAUCCAGACAACACGACUCACGCCAUCGAGCCAGCCUCUCAAACCGCUGAAACCCUAGUCCUCUCCCCCGACCCCCUCGCUCUCGACCACCAACAACGCUGGUUCACCGGCUGGGGCGACUCGCAAUACGAACAAGCUCACGUGCAAAAAACACCUUCCCUCGGCCUCGUCUGGACAAACCAACUCGCCUGCCGCAUCGUUCUCAAAAAGACGCCCGUCUUCGCCAGCAGAGGACCUCUGAUCCAUACCGUCAACGGCCAGGAUCAGUGGAACGACGCAGAGGAAAACCAUAUAUCCAAGUGGCGACGCUGGUUCAAGGUUGUGUUUGCGCCUUGGGCCCCGCCGUCGGAGGGGAGGGGCGUCGAGUUUGAGAUUCUAAAGAGUGGAAUUAGACAUGUCGAUAAAAAAGAAAAGACAUAAUAAACAAUAUAUAUAUACACCACAUAACCGGCCUUGUCGUACAAAGUCCAGACCUUACUUUUCCACAGAUUCAUGUCCCUCGUCACGCAUGUCGAUCCCAGCAAUGGAAGAAAGAAAAAACAAAACUUCAGAGCUCUCAU
This is a messenger RNA of Alternaria alternata, 1690 nucleotides long. RefSeq names its product DNA repair protein-like protein RAD57. The record is from RefSeq and is a predicted model, not a curated record. The transcript is spliced from 3 exons. Lineage: Eukaryota; Fungi; Ascomycota; Dothideomycetes; Pleosporales; Pleosporaceae. Gene Ontology annotation, biological process: DNA repair; mitotic recombination; DNA recombinase assembly. Bases 243 to 1550 code for a protein of 435 amino acids. Gene Ontology annotation, molecular function: single-stranded DNA binding; ATP hydrolysis activity; ATP-dependent DNA damage sensor activity.